Closterium sp. Naga37s-1 is the source of this 2472-nucleotide messenger RNA. The record is from the annotation of a GenBank genome assembly. Lineage: Eukaryota; Viridiplantae; Streptophyta; Zygnematophyceae; Desmidiales; Closteriaceae.
AUGGGCAUCGCGACGUUGGACCUGCGUCCGGGGGUGGGCCUGGGGCCAUUCUCGCUCGGCAUGGCGGUGUGCGAGGCGCUCGCGGAGGUGGAGGCGCAGCUGGGCGUGUUCGACAGCAUCGUUGUCAACUACUCCCACCAGGAGCCUCUAUCGCUGGACAUAGUCAUCGCAUUCCCCCACCUCGGCUUCCGCCUCUGCUUCGACCCUCACGUGCAGCGACUGCACCGCAUAGACGUGGCGGACAUCUCCCGCCUGCACCUGCGAUUCGGAGCCUCGCUGCUCGGAGGCCCCAUGCAGGCGCCCACCUUCGCGCACGUGUAUUCAGUGCUCGGCCCCACCUUCCCCGGCGCCUACACCGCUCGAUCCGCCUGCUACACCCUCGCCUACCCGGGCAUGGCGCUGCUCUUCCCCAUCCCCGCCCCUCACCAACAUUUCUUUCAACAGCCCACACACGGUCAGUGCCUGCCCUGCUCCCCCUGCCCACCCAUGCCCCUUCCAUUAUCAUUCCCCCGCCCCCCUCUGCCUUGCUUCUUCCCCUUCAUUCCCAUUCCCCCGUCCGCGCCUCUUCCCUGCUCCUCCCCUUCCGUCCCAUUCCCCCGUCCGCGCCUCUUCCCUGCUCCUCCCCUUCCGUCCCCCUCCCUGCUCCUCCCCUUCCGUCCCCCUCCCUGCUCCCUGCUCUGUCUCAACGCUCUGCUGCGCCUGUUCUCUCUCUCCGCAUGCUGCCCUAUCAUUCCGCCCUCCUCCCUCCUCCCGUUCUCGCUCCUUCCUCCCCCUUUCUCCCCCAGACCUCCCCAUGCAGCUGCCAUACGGCUCAGCGCCACGCCUCUCACGAGUGCUGCUGCACCUGCCUGGGGAGCCCGCUUUCCACUCUUGCCUCUCCCCUCCUCUCUCUUCCCACCACUUCCCUCCCCCUCCCCCCCAGACCUCCCCCUGCAGCUGCCAGACGGCUCAGCGCCCCGCCUCUCCCGAGUGCUGCUGCACCUGCCGGGGGAACCGGCUCUGCCCGCGCAGGGGGCGGGGGGAACAGGGGGUGUGGGGGGAGCAGGAGCCGCAGGGAGUGCAGGGGGCGAAGGGGGCACAGGGGGGGCAGUGGAGAGCGGGGAGGGGGAGGGGUUGCGGCGGGCAGCAGAGCGGUUUGCGUCGCUGCCACUGGUGAUGGCGAACGGGGCCGUGUACAUGGAGGCACUGUUGGUGCAGCUGGGAGAGGCGGUGCUGUUCUCACAGGGCGGGCAGCGCAUUGCCUUUGGGGACUCCGCUCAGGAUGUGUGGUCGGAGCUGGGGCGCCCCUGCUUCAUGGGAGCCAAGCAGGACUCCGCCAAGGCCAUUCACUCCGCGCUCGCCCCUCCCCUCUCCUCCUCCCCCUCCUCUCCCCUCGCUGUCGCCUCCUCGCCCGCUCACUCCCCAUCCUCCGGCCCCCCGGACUACAUCUGGAGCUACUACACCCGCGGGCUCGAUAUUAUCUUCAGCGGUCAGAGCUACGAGGUGCGCAAACUGGUGCUGCACACCAACCUGCCGGGCCAGCCGGAUUUCAACGACUAUGUCAAAUGCAACUUCCGCAUCCCCGCGCCCCACGCACCCUCGGAUGCACGUGCAGGGACGGACCCAUCGCUCUGUGUAACACCUGACUCCAAGUGGGAUCAUGUGCAGAAGCUUUUUGGAGGAGGUGGACGGGCGGCCAUACAGACAGCAGGAGCCUUGCACAGGGCGUUUGGGCCCACCUUUGUGUACGGCUUCCGCCACUUGGCAUUUGAGAUAACUUAUCUCCCCGCAAUUCGCCCCUAUUUUCCCCGCAUUCUCCGCCGUCCCCUUCCCCGCGCAGCGUACUCCACGGGCUGCGACCCGGCGACGGCGCCGCUGAAGCCGGCGGGGAAGAACAGCAUCUUCCGGUUCGCGAGCGUGAACUACAACGCGGGCACGCGCAAGUGGGGCCUCGCCACGAGCGCCAACUGGACCAAUUAUCGCACGUCCACCCUCGGCCGAGUCCGCGACCAGGGCUCUUGCGGCAGCAGCUGGGCAAUGGCGGCGGUGACGGCGGUCGAGCUCGCAUACGCCGUGUCGCGCAACGCGUCGGACUAUAUGCAGGCGCCGCGGUACCUGUCGACGCAGCAGGUGCUGAGCUGCGGCGACAGCAAAACGGGCAACUGCACGGGCGGCUGGCCGACGACCGCGCUGGACUAUGUUGUGAAGACGACGGGGAAAUACGGGGGCAUGGUGACGGAGGGUAAUUACCCCUACACCGGGAACACGACGUGCACAUAUGGCACCAAGGGCGACGACGAUAGCGGCGGCGAUAAGAAGAAACCGUCGUCGUGCGACACGUCCAAGGUGAAGAAGAAGGCGACGGCCAUCGGCAUCCGGUCGUACGAGAGCAUCGACUACUACGGCUGGCUCGGGCUCAUUCUCGCCGUGCAGGUGCGCGCGACAAGGGAGGGGAACGGGGGGGAUGUUGCCGUGCAGGUGCGUGCAAAUUAG